AUGAAGGUCAUCUACCUCUAUAUCCCCCUUGCCCUUACCGGUACCGCCAUGGGCGCAAACUGCCGCUAUGACACGUACAUUUGUGCGGACGCCAUCAAGGACCAGACCUCCGUCGAGGAUAGCGCACACAGCAAAGGCUGGGGCAAGGGAGAUACAAGCAAAUACCUGUUCUACUGUGAGAGCCACAACUUUGGAUCAAACAGCCUGGACUUUGUGAGGUACUGCCCCAAUGGGUGCUACCGGGACGACCGCGACGAGGGCAACGAUGAUUACUGCAUCUUGGA
Molecule: messenger RNA, 284 nt
Organism: Anthostomella pinea
Lineage: Eukaryota; Fungi; Ascomycota; Sordariomycetes; Xylariales; Xylariaceae
Source: the annotation of a GenBank genome assembly